AUGACUUCUCUUGUUGAAGAACUUCCUCAAUUAAAUUAAUUGAGUAAUAAUCAUUCAAGCACCAGUAUUGGUAGCAAUUCUAACAUCUCUAUAAAUGCGCCCCAAACCUUACCUUUCUAAAAAAAAGAAUAAUGGAAUAAACUAUAUAAAGAACAUUUAUCUGCUAUUGCAUAAAAAACCUACACAAACAUAGAAGAUUUUUUUGACUCCUUUGAUAAAUUCUUACAAGUUUUAAAAAUAAAACAAAAUCUUUAAGUCUUGAGAGUCUUUUAUGAAUAAUUAGAUGAAGCAGAUCAAAAAUAUUUCAUAGAAGAAUUUUUACCUUCUCUUGCUAUACGUGCACUUGAAUUGGAAACACUAUUCUUAAAUUCUCCUGUCAAAAUUCUCAAACAAUAUGACUCCACUCCUUCCAUAUUUACUAAGCGCUAAAUAAGUUCUGUUUUGGCCAACAUGUUCUUUGGUACUAUUGAUUAUUCCAAAUACCGUACUCUCAUUUAAUGGUAUGAUGGACCCUAUAGAAUCGAAACAAAGAUUGAAAAAAUCAAAUGCUUGUAUAAUUAUUUCAAGAGAAUCCUCUCUGCAUCUGAAGAACACUUAAAUCUCUUCAUUAUUAUUCAACGUUUGUAAUACGUUAAUUAAAAUAAUUAUAAAGUCCCACCUACUCUUAAUUCAAACAUAAAAAUCUUCACUGAUAAGCGCAUCGAAGAUUUCUUAUAAUCUUAACACAUUCACAUUGACUUUGCAAACUAAUGCAUAGGAGGUGGUGUUUUAGAUACUGGUCGUGUUCAAGAAGAAAUAAUGUUUGUAACAAAUCCAGAACUACUUAUCUGCUGUCAAAUUUGUGAAUGCAUCGAAGAUAAGGAAGGAAUACUUAUAACUGGUGCUGAACGCUACUCCUCCUACACAGGAUAUUCUUAGACUUUUGCAUUUGAAGACAAUUUUAUUGAUCCCCGAGGAGUUGAUACUUAAAGAAAUUGCAAACAAACUGCAGUUAUUGCUAUUGAUGCCCUAUUCUUCCAUGAACAUAUCCUCGCUUUGUAAUAUUAACCUAAAAUGAUUUUCCGCGAGCUCAUUAAAGCCCUUACUGGUUUUUAAAUUACUGAUUAUACUCCUAAAGGUCAUUAAAUCGUUACUGGUAACUGGGGUUGUGGCUCCUUCCAUGGAGAUGUUUAAUUGAAAUUUAUCAUCCAAUGGAUAGCCUGCUCCAUGCAAGAAAGAGACAUGAUUUACUGUACUUUUGGUAAUGAGCAUCUUGCUGAUAUAUAAAAGAUAGUUACCAUAUUGAAGGGAUAAAGUACUGAAAAAGUAAUUAAAGCUAUUAAGAACUAUAAAGAAAGUUCUGAAAAAUUCACUGUCUUCUAAUAUAUCUAAAAGUUUUUCAGCAACUCACAUUGA
Messenger RNA from Tetrahymena thermophila SB210, 1395 nucleotides. Its product is annotated as poly(ADP-ribose) glycohydrolase. Gene Ontology annotation, molecular function: poly(ADP-ribose) glycohydrolase activity. Gene Ontology annotation, cellular component: nucleus; cytoplasm. The transcript has 2 exons. The record is from RefSeq and is a predicted model, not a curated record. Gene Ontology annotation, biological process: regulation of DNA repair; ATP generation from poly-ADP-D-ribose; carbohydrate metabolic process. NCBI's taxonomy places the organism in Eukaryota, Ciliophora, Oligohymenophorea, Hymenostomatida, Tetrahymenidae.